Colletotrichum destructivum is the source of this 1091-nucleotide messenger RNA. Its product is annotated as Putative mitochondrial import protein Pam17. Gene Ontology annotation, cellular component: PAM complex, Tim23 associated import motor. The record is from RefSeq and is a predicted model, not a curated record. Gene Ontology annotation, biological process: protein import into mitochondrial matrix. The coding region runs from base 142 to 909 and encodes 255 amino acids. The transcript is spliced from 3 exons. NCBI's taxonomy places the organism in Eukaryota, Fungi, Ascomycota, Sordariomycetes, Glomerellales, Glomerellaceae.
CCAUUCCAGCUUCAGUCUCGGUUCCUAAUUCUUCGAACACCAUCCACCAGAAAAAUCUCCACUCCAACUUUGACAUUGCGCCCGAUUGAUGCUCACGACACUCUAGCACGACUAACAUCUCCCACGAAAGGUCACGCAACUAUGCUGACGCCCACGAGCACCUUCGCCCUCCGCCUCGCCGGCCAGGGCGCCGCCCGCGCAUCGAUUGCCUCCUCUAUCGCCCGCACCACCGCAUGCCCGUACUCUACCGUCUCGAUGAAGAAGCAGCAGCCCUCCGCCCGCCCGAUCGGCCUCGUCGCGAUGGGCCCCAUCGCCCGCACUAGCGCCGCCUUCGCCGCCGCCUCCCCGUCCUCUUCCAUCGUCGCCCGCGUCGUCCGCCAGCCCUGCUCCCAACGCUGCAACGCGACGACUGCUGCCGCGGCGGCGCAACCAAAGGCCGCCGCUGUGCCCGGGGACAAACUUGACUGGGAGACUUUCUUUCAGCUGCGCAAGUCUCGCAGGAGGUGGCAGCUCGGCUUCAGCAUCAUCUCCGGCUUGGGCUCCUUUGUCGGCGGUGCCGGUAUCCUAGCGACUGGUGUUGCGGACCCGUUGGUCACGCAGGUUCCCCUGGACCCUUUCAUCACGAUGGGCAUGAUGACGAUGGCCUUCGGCGCGCUGGGAUGGUUGGUCGGGCCCAGCGUUGGGUCCCUAGUCUUCUACACGCUGAACAAGAGGUGGAAGAAUCAGAUGACGAUCAAGGAGAAAGAGUUCUUUGCCCGCAUUAAGAAGAACCGUGUCGACCCUUCGGUGUCGUCCGUCGGCAACCCUGUCCCCGACUUCUACGGAGAGAAGAUCUCGAGCGUCAAGGGCUACCGUCAGUGGCUGAAGGACCAGCGUGCCUUCAACAAGAAGCGUAUCAGCUUCGUGUAGACCACCAAUCACCCGGCACGGCUCGUCAACGGACGAUUUCUAUUUCGUUAGGCUAAUCAGGAUCAUGGCUAGUGGGCAUAGGCCGCCCUCCUCUCUCUGUAGCAAUAGGGGUAUCGGUGAGGAAAAAGUAUGUAUCGUGACGACACAACCCUCCUCGUCAGAACAAAUUCAACUUUUAUUUU